This is a messenger RNA of Saprolegnia parasitica CBS 223.65, 555 nucleotides long. RefSeq lists its product as hypothetical. NCBI's taxonomy places the organism in Eukaryota, Oomycota, Saprolegniomycetes, Saprolegniales, Saprolegniaceae. Bases 1 to 555 code for a protein of 184 amino acids. The transcript has 6 exons. The record is from RefSeq and is a predicted model, not a curated record.
AUGUCGAGUCCUGUGCGUCGACACCACCCGCGUCCAUCCCACGCCACUGCAACGUGCGUCCAUUGUUUUGCCUCGCCGGCGCUGCGCCCUUCGAGCCAUGCGCUGCCGUACCUCAACGGCCUUCGCUCGUCGACAAGCAACCCCGAUGUCUACUACUUGACUGCGCACGACGCCAGUCCGAGCGAGGACCCCGAGAAGCACUAUGCCGACCAGGCUCACUUGUGCCCAAAACACAACGUCCUCAAGCCCAAGCGCAACGUGAUCGUCAUGCCGAGCCUCGCCCACACGGGUAUCUCGCUCGCGUCCGACCAGUCGGACCGCACCGAGUGGCGCGCUGACUUGCACGCGCUCACAAACGACUUGCAUCGCACGUGGACACCAGCAUCGAUUGUGUGGAGCGAAGACGCGUUGCGCGUCGGCUUCUUCAAGGACGCGGCGCAGGUCAAGCCCAGCGUACACUCGGUGCUGCUGCAAGGACUCAAGCAGACGACGCCGACAGAGACACCCACACCCUGCGUGAGCCUCUCGUCGCCAUACCGGCCCAAACACCUCUAG